Molecule: messenger RNA, 1691 nt
Organism: Quercus robur (English oak)
Lineage: Eukaryota; Viridiplantae; Streptophyta; Magnoliopsida; Fagales; Fagaceae
Product: probable galacturonosyltransferase-like 9
Exons: 1
Coding region: 255-1400 (381 amino acids)
Cellular component (GO): Golgi apparatus
Molecular function (GO): glycosyltransferase activity
Source: RefSeq, a predicted model, not a curated record
CUCUCUUUCAAAGAGAAAAAAAAAAACAUAGUUCCCACUUUUCUCUCUCUCUUUAUCUUUCACAGGGAAAGCAAAACCGCGUAUUGAUUUUUUGUUACAAAUGUACAACAAAGAAGAAGAAGAAGCAGAAAGAAAUUUAUUAUAGCCUCACACUUCAUUAUACCCAAUCUCCAAAACCCAUCUCUUUCUUAUUCUUCUUCUUCUUCAAGAACCCACAAAGAAAACAAAAAAAAAAAAAAAAAAAAAACCCAGUAAUGCUUCCUUUCAGAUUAAGCGUCGUCGUUUUGUUUCUUCUCGUGUCGGCUCUUUUGCCGCCGUUUUGUCUCUGUAUACGGUCGUUUCGCGGAGAUGGGCUUGGGCUUGAUGGGUUGUCGCGGUUUGCCGAAGCGCCGGACUACCGUAACGGAAAGGAGUGCCCGCUGAUGAAGAACAAGGAGUCCUACGUGUCCUCGUGCGACGCGUCGUUUAUCCACAUAGCGAUGACGCUGGACUCGGAGUACCUACGUGGGUCCAUGGCGGCGGUUCACUCGGUCCUGCGACACGCGUCGUGUCCCGAGCACGUGUUCUUCCACUUCGUGUCGGCCGAGUUCGACCCGGCGAGUCCCCGUGUCCUGACCCAACUCGUCCGAUCCACGUUCCCUUCCCUCAACUUCAAGGUCUACAUCUUCCGGGAAGACACGGUGAUAAACCUAAUCUCCUCCUCGAUCCGACAGGCCCUCGAGAACCCGCUGAACUACGCCCGUAACUACCUCGGAGACAUUCUCGAUUCCUGCGUUGACCGCGUGAUUUACCUCGACUCCGACGUGGUCGUGGUCGACGACAUCGUCAAGCUCUGGGAGACCAACCUGACCUCGACGCGUGUCAUCGGGGCCCCCGAGUACUGCCACGCGAAUUUCACCAAGUACUUCACGGACCCGUUCUGGUCCGACCCGCUUCUUUCCCGGGUAUUCUCGACCCGAAACCCGUGCUACUUCAACACCGGGGUUAUGGUCAUGGAUUUGGUGAAGUGGAGAGAAGGGAACUACAGGAAGAGAAUUGAGAACUGGAUGGAAGUGCAGAGAAAGAAGAGGAUCUAUGAGCUGGGUUCGUUGCCACCGUUUUUGUUGGUCUUCGCGGGACACGUGGAGCCCAUACACCAUAGAUGGAACCAACAUGGGCUCGGCGGCGACAAUGUACGAGGUAGUUGUAGGUCGUUGCAUCCUGGUCCGGUUAGUUUGUUACAUUGGAGUGGGAAAGGGAAGCCAUGGGUGAGACUUGAUGUCAAGAAGCCCUGCGAGGUUGACAGGCUUUGGGAGCCGUACGAUCUUUUCAUUCACGGUAAAGAUCGUCAACGACUCGGGUCGGGUUCUGGGUCAUCUACUACUACGACGUUGGCUGGGUAUUCGGGCUAUUUUUUAUGAUUAUUCUUUGUUUCUAUUUUUUGUUACAUUGUUGAAAGAUUCUUUCAUACUUUGUACAUAGAUUGAUUUUUAAUAGAGAAGGGUUUGGUGGGGUUUUUUUUUUUUAAAAUUUUUUUCUUGGUUUAAUUCUUGAUUUUAAUUCAUGGGGGUUCCAAUUCUUUGGAACAAUUUUUGGUGGAUUGAUUUCUUUCAAUGUGUUGUAAUGGACUAUUAUCAGUAUUAUGGGACUGUGGAAAGAUUAUAGAGGAGAAGAAAAAUUGAGAAAUGACAGUCGGAGUUUGUUCUUUUUUA